UGGGUCAUGAAACUUAAUCCACAACAAGCUCCAUUAUAUGGCGAUUGUGUUGUUACCGUGGUGCUCACUGAAGAGGAUAAAGUUGAAGAUGAUGUAGUUUUUUACUUGGUGUUUUCGGGUUCCACCCUCCAUCACUGCACAAGUACUCGGAAGGUCAGCUCGGAUACGCUGGAGACCAUCGCCCCUGGUCACGACUGCUGCGAGACGGUGAAGGUGCAGCUCUGUGCUUCCAAGGAGGGGCUGCCCGUGUUUGUGGUGGCUGAGGAAGACUUCCACUUCAUCCAGGACGAAGCCUACGAUGCAGCCCAGUUCCUGGCAACCAGCGCUGGCAACCAGCAGGCUCUGAACUUCACCCGUUUUCUUGACCGAUCGGGACCCCCGUCCGGGGAUGUGAAUUCCCUGGAUGAGAAGGUUGCGCUAGCAUUCAGACACCUGAAACUUCCAGCAGAGUGGAAUGUGUUGGGGACAGACCAGACUUUGCAUGAUGGUGGCCCCCGGGAGACACUGAUGCAUUUUGCUGUGCGGCUGGGACUGCUGAGGCUGACGUGGUUCCUGUUGCAGAAGCCGGGUGGCCGAGGAGCUCUCAGCAUCCACAACCAGGAAGGGGCGACACCUGCGACCCUGGCCUUGGAACGAGGUUAUCACAAGCUGCACCAGCUUCUAACCGAGGAAAAUGCUGGGGAACCAGAGUCCUGGAGCAGUUUAUCCUAUGAAAUACCUUACGGAGACUGUUCUGUGAGGCACCAUCGGGAGUUGGACGUCUACACGUUAACUUCGGAGUCGGAACCUCACCAUGCGCCCCCAUCUCCUGGCGACAGCUGCACUGGACAUAUUUUUAAACUUAUGAACAUCCAACAACAACUAAUGAAAACAAGCCUCAAGCAGAUGGACAAUCUUACGCCCUCAAUGGUGACAGCACAAGGUCCUUGCAGCCCGCCCAGUGCCCCAGACCCAGAUGGCCAGGGCCUUCACUGUGCGUCAGAGCCCGUGGACCGCCAGCAGCCUUCCCCUCCUCCUGAGGAGCCUGGAAGCACUCAGCGCUGCCCAGGGAGCCCAGUGGGGCAGAUGGAAAGUUCCCAUGGCUUCCCAAGUGCUGUCCAAGGAGAGAACACGGACUUUCCCUGUAGGAAGGAAAGCCAAGGCGUGGAAAGUAAAGUGGAAGAGGCGGAGCCAGCAGCUGCUGUGGACUUUGCUCUCGGGUCUGAUGGAGACCGCUGCCUUCAGAGCCUGCCUGACUGUGGAGCAAAGAGUGUGGAAGGCCUUUUGCCCUGUGGAGACAGAAAUGAAGAUACUGGAGCAAAAUCUUCCAGAAGGGCUUCAGACCAGGAAGCUCUGAGCAGCGGAGACAGCGUACAGCAGGGAGACCUGGCCCCAGAGCCAGGCCUAGCCCAGCAUUUCUCUGGAGGUGAACCAGCUGGCAGUUCAACCCUGGGUGCCAGUACCCCGGCCACCACGGAGGAAGGGCAGCAUGGUCCCAUGAACCCAGAUGCCCCCGCCCAGAAGACUGUACUCCGACGAGGGGGAAGUACAGAGGAAAGACGCGCGCGCACUCAUCCCAGCACAGCUGGAGCCUCUGACGGUCAAGUCACGAGUACGCCUGUGGACCAUACCACUAAGCCACGUGUUCCAAAGUGUGUGUCUGACGCCAGUCCCUGUCCCCUGGCUGGUAACACACCUGCUGAGUCUUCACUUGCAUUCAGUAGUGGAGAGAACUCCCUUCAAACAGUGGAAACCGAAUGUUCAAGGGAAAGUUGUGAGGAGAGCUCUGAUGCCCCAGGAGAUGAGGGCUCUCUGGACAUUCCAGCUGCUGCAAAAGACAGGAGUGCAGAUGGGUUAGAACCUGACACUGCCUUAGCAAGCAGCGGUGAGGCAAUGUCACCCUCAGAUCUGACACCUGUGGGCAAAGAAAAAGAUGUCACACCAACCCAGAAAUUAGAAAUGGAUUCAUCUCACAGGCCAAGCCAAAACAGCACGUCACCCACCUCUGCAACUGGAGAUGAUCAACUUGGCCCUGACUCUGUGUGUCAGCUGAACACAGUGCCUCCUAGUGGUGAGCUGGGUGCAGAGCACUGUGAUGACGUGGUUAGCCAGCCUGAGGGCACCACAGCAGGGCAGCUCAACCUAGAGGAUCCGCCCACUGUCCAGUCCUGUGAAGACCCCCAGGCUAACGCAGUCGCCCCUGACCCUGUAAGAGAUACCCAGGCACAUGUGAGUUUGUGUCCACUCAACAUAUUAGAUAAAGAAGUCCAAGGAAAAGAUCUGGAACUAAAUAGACCUUCUGCUGAUAAGCUUGAGGGGAGUUCGUUAGUUGUCCCUAACACAGAGAAAGAACUGGUGCCGGACCAGGCUGUAACAGCAGGCAGCAUUUUCUCUUUAGCAGGCAGUCCUGGCAGUGAAUCAGUAACCAAAGAUGACGUACCCUCUCUUGACCCCUCCCAGAAAGAAAAGGGAACAGCAACUCCUGAACACACGGCUCCAGAUUGUAGAGACAGCCCAGACGGAGAUUCAGAUGCUCCCCGUGAGCCUCCUCUAGAAGACAGGGCAGCAGGCCUGACCCCAUGCUCCACUGGCCCGGAGCUUCAGCCCAGCAUGGGGAAUGCCAGCCCUGCAGGACUUGGGGAGCACGAGGGUCCCAGCCUCUCAGCUACCUCUGAAGGUCUGAACAGCACGGAGGGCACCGGCUGUCCUCAGCUCAGUGCGGAUGAGGCCAGUUUGACCUCUGAUUCGGUUUCGACUGAGGAAGGAAAACAUCUGGUGGUUCCAGAAAGCUCUGCAGCUCAGGGACACGGUGAUGAGCAUAAGGCAGUGACUUGUUUGUCCACGAGAGAAGAAACCCUUUCUUCAGGGGCGUUGCAGGAAGAACAGAGGACACCACCUCCCGGGCAGGAGACACCAGGAUUCUGUGAAGAACCUCUCUCAGCCACCCAUGCCGAGGACAGAGUGCUUCAACUCAGUACUUCACUGGGCACACCCGCGGCCUAUGUCAAGGCAGAAACUAAACAUAACAAGGAAGUGGCCCCACAAGUCUCCCUGCUGACUGAAGGUGGGGCUGCACAGAGCCUGGUGCCACGGGGUGCAAGUCUGGGAGCAGACUCGAAGCAGGAAGCCCCGGGUGCGGGACAGAACAGCCCGCCUAUCUUGCCAGCUGGGUCGGAGGCUUUAGAUUGCAGUCGACCUCUUGCUGCGGACAUUGGAGUGAAGAACACUCAACCCCAGGGAAAAUGCAAAGCCUGCGAGGCAAGCGGAAAAGUAACUGUGGAUGUCGCAGGAGUUAACGCUCUACCAGGUACUGCGGGGGCCAGAAGAAAUGACUCGUCACCUAACACCCAAGACGCCCCGAUUCCAAAUGUCAUGUUGAGCCAGGAGACGGAUAUGAACCUGGGUUUGCCAGGAGAUUCACCCCUCAAAGGUAUGACUGACCUGCAGGGAGCUGCCGCCCCGGCUGUGGUGCCUCUUGAUGGCAAGGAAGGGACGCUGGGAGGAGGGGACCCCAGCCACAUAGAGGGCGACUCCAAGGAGGCACCCGUGGAUGAUGAGACAUGUCUGCUCCUGCCGCAGCCCAGUGCCGAGGAGCUUCCCACAGAGGCAGGACUGCCGGCCCGUGAUGACGAGGCCCCAGCUGGCACGAAGGAAGUCGGGCGAGGCUUGGCCCCAGGGAAGGAAAAGAGCGCCCCCUCUAUACCUUGCAGGGGUUCUGCCCUAGCCGCACAUCUGCCUCAGGGAGCGGACUCCAUAGAGGAGGCUGCCAGCCGCAUCGUGGAUGCUGUCAUCGAACGAGUCAAGGCCUCAGGAGCCCUGAUGACCGCGGGGGAAGUCGGUCACAUGUCCCUGCCCAGGCCUGAGUCAGGCCCUCUGACUGAGCAGCUGGAGGGUGCAUCUACAGAGAAAAUGAACGCUUUCCCACCUGGGGAGACCCCGCAGGUGGGCAGUCUUCUGGAAGAAGCCACAGGGAACCUUGCAGGAUGUUUUGCUGGGAAGGAGGAGCCAGAGAAGACUGUUCCAGAGCCUGAGGCAGCAACAGAAAUGCCGAACUCGAAAGCUGAAGACGAAGUGGAUUUUCUGGGUAAUACCAGGGCUAGUUCGAUUUCUGAAGAAGUGGCUGUGGGCAAUGGCGCUGCUACACCCAAGAUGCAGGAAGGGACGAGGUCCCAGGCGAUAAACCGAGAGAGCUGGUGUACCAUUGAGCCAUGCCCUGAUGCAGCGUCUCUUUUACCUUCCAAGCAGAGCCCAGAAUGUGAGAACUUUCUGGAUGUUGGACUCGACAGAGAUUGUGCCUCAAAAGAAGGCAUCCUGAAAAGAGCGUCUGGGAGUGAUUCUGACCUCUUCCACUCGCCCAGUGAUGAGAUGGACAGCCUCGUCUUCUCAAAGCCUGAGGAAGAGCAGUCGGUCUGCGAUAUCACCGGAUCCAGUUCUUCCACUGAUGACGCAGCGUCCCUGGAUCGACAUUCUUCUCAUGGCAGUGAUGUGUCCCUCCCCCAGAUUUCCAAGCUGAACAGGUCCAGAGAUCAGCAAAGCCUCGAUGGCUUCUACAGACCUGGGCUGGGAGCCGAGGGCCGAGAAAGUGAGAGUGAGCCUCCAGGCGCAGGUGAAAUGGAAGAGGAGGAGAUGGACAGCAUCACCGAAGUGCCUGCAAACUGCUCUGUCCUGAGGAGCUCUAUGCGGUCACUGUCCCCUUUCCGAAGGCACAGCUGGGGUCCUGGGAAGAAUGCCGCCAGCGAUGCGGAGAUGAACCACCGGAGUAUGAGCUGGUGUCCCUCUGGUGUGCAGUACCCUGCUGCCCGGAGUGCUGACUUUAAUUACCGAAGUUACAGUCUAGAAGGUCUGACAGGAGGAGAUGGUGUCGGGAACAAGGCAUCCUCAUCCCUAGGAGUCAGUCCUGCCAACACCAAAGAGCUCAGGCACCCUUUCAGUGGUGAGGAACGAGGGGACUCUUUGAUGUCACUCUCAGAAGAGGAUCUGGAAUCAGGCCAGCGAGAACAUAGGAUGUUUGAUCAGCAGACAUGUCACAGAUCUAAGCAACAGGGAUUUAAUUAUUGUACAUCAGCCAUUUCUUCUCCAUUGACCAAAUCCAUCUCAUUAAUGACAAUCAGCCAUCCUGCACUGGACCAUGCGCGGCCCUUCCACACCACCAGUGCUAAUCUGACCGAGAGUAUAACAGAAGAAAACUAUAAAUUCCUGCCAACAAGCCCCUCCAAGAAAGACUCCGAGGGGAAGAGUGGAACGAAAGUCAGCCGCACGUUCAGCUACAUCAAGAAUAAAAUGUCCAGCAGCAAGAAGAGCAGAGAAAAGGAAAAAGAGAAAGAGAAAAUUAAGGAGAAGGAAAAAGAUUCUAAAGAGAAGGAGAAAGACAAGAAGCUUGUCAACGGACAUGCUUUCAGCUCCAUUCCUGUGGUGGGUCCCAUCAACUGUAGCCAGUGUAUGAAGCCCUUCACCAACAAAGACGCCUACACGUGUGCAAAUUGCAGUGCGUUUGUCCACAAAGGCUGCAGAGAGAGUCUGGCCUCCUGUGCCAAGGUCAAAAUGAAGCAGCCCAAAGGGAGCCUCCAGGCGCAUGAUACCUCAUCCCUGCCCACAGUCAUCAUGAGAAACAAACCCUCACAGCCCAAGGAGCGCCCUCGAUCUGCAGUCCUCCUGGCUGAUGAAACCAUUGCCACCCCGAUGUUUGCUAAUAGACGGUCUCAGCAGAGUGUCUCGCUGUCCAAAAGUGUCUCCAUACAGAACAUUACUGGGGUUGGCAAUGAUGAGAACAUGUCAAACACGUGGAAAUUCCUGUCUCAUUCAACAGACUCACUGAAUAAAAUCAGCAAGGUUAAUGAAUCAACGGAAUCACUGACUGAUGAGGGAGUAGGUACAGAUAUGAACGAAGGACAGCUGAUGGGAGACUUUGAGGUCGAUUCUAAGCAGCUGGAAGCAGAGUCCUGGAGCCGGAUAGUGGACAGCAAGUUCCUGAAGCAGCAGAAGAAGGAUGUUGUUAAGCGGCAGGAAGUGAUUUACGAGCUGAUGCAGACGGAGUUCCAUCACAUCCGCACGCUCAAGAUCAUGAGUGACGUGUACAGCCGGGGCAUGAUGACGGAUCUGCUCUUUGAGCAGCAGAUGGUGGAAAAGCUCUUCCCCUGUUUGGAUGAGCUGAUCAGUAUCCAUAGCCAGUUCUUCCAGAGAAUCCUGGAGCGGAAGAAGGAGUCUCUGGUGGACAAAAGUGAAAAGAACUUCCUCAUCAAACGGAUAGGGGAUGUGCUUGUGAAUCAGUUUUCGGGUGAGAAUGCAGAGCGCUUAAAGAAGACAUACGGCAAGUUCUGUGGGCAGCACAACCAGUCCGUGAACUACUUCAAAGACCUUCAUACGAAGGAUAAGCGUUUCCAGGCCUUCGUAAAGAAGAAGAUGAGCAGUUCAGUCGUGAGGAGGCUCGGAAUCCCAGAGUGCAUAUUGCUCGUAACUCAGCGGAUCACGAAGUACCCGGUCUUAUUCCAAAGAAUCUUGCAGUGUACCAAAGACCACGAAGUGGAGCAGGAAGAUCUCACUCUGUCCUUGAGCCUGGUAAAGGACGUGAUUGGAGCUGUAGACAGCACGGUGGCAAGUUACGAGAAGAAGGUCCGUCUCACCGAGAUUUACACGAAGACAGACAGCAAGUCGAUCAUGAGGAUGAAGAGCGGCCAGAUGUUUGCCAAGGAGGACCUGAAGCGGAAGAAGCUCGUGCGGGAUGGGAGUGUGUUUCUGAAGAGCACAACCGGGAGAUUGAAAGAGGUUCUAGCAGUUCUGCUCGCGGACAUUUUAGUCUUCCUUCAAGAAAAAGAUCAGAAGUACGUCUUUGCGUCAUUGGACCAGAAAUCAACAGUAAUCUCUUUAAAGAAGCUCAUCGUCAGAGAAGUGGCUCAUGAAGAGAAAGGUUUAUUCCUGAUCAGUAUGGGUGUGAAAGACCCAGAGAUGGUGGAAGUCCACGCCAGCUCCAAAGAGGAACGCAACAGCUGGAUUCAGAUCAUUCAGGAUACAAUCAACACCCUGAACAGAGAUGAAGAUGAAGGAAUUCCUAGUGAGAAUGAGGAAGAGAAGAAAAUGUUAGACAUCAAAGCCCGAGAAUUAAAAGAACAGCUCCAGCAGAAGGACCAGCAGAUCCUGCUCUUACUGGAAGAGAAGGAGAUGAUCUUCCGCGAUAUGACUGAGUGCAGCACUCCCUUGACGGAGGAUUGCUCCCCGGCGCACAGCCCGAGAGUCCUCUUCCGCUCCAACACAGAAGAGGCUCUCAAAGGAGGACCGUUAAUGAAAAGUGCAAUAAAUGAGGUGGAGCUCCUUCAGGGUUUAGUGAGCGGGAGCCUGGGCGGCACCCUCGGGCAGGCUGUCUGCAGCCCCGUUGAGCAAGAAGGCUUGGUCGGCCCUGUUUCCUUGCCCCGGAGAGCCGAGACCUUUGGAGGCUUUGACAGCCAUCAGAUGAAUGCUUCAAAAGGAGGCGAGAAGGAAGAGGGAGACGACGGCCAAGAUCUCAGGAGAACAGAGUCAGAGAGCGGUCUGAAAAAGGGUGGAAAUGGCAACCUGGUGUUUAUGCUUAAGAGAAACAGUGAGCAGGUGGUCCAGAGCAUCGUCCACCUCCACGAGCUCCUCAGCACCCUGCAGGGUGUGGUGUUGCAGCAAGACAGCUACAUCGAGGACCAGAAGCUGGUGCUGAGCGAGAGGGCGCUGACCCGGAGCUCGUCGCGCCCCAGCUCCCUGAUCGAGCAGGAGAAGCAGCGCAGCCUGGAGAAGCAGCGCCAGGACCUGGCCAACCUGCAGCGGCAGCAGGCGCAGCACCAGGAGGAGAAGCGCCGGCGCGAGCGCGAGUGGGAGGCCCGCGAGCGGGAACUGCGGGAACGCGAGGCCCGCCUGGCCCAGCGUGAGGAGCAGCUGCAGCUCGGGCAGCAGGACCUGGACCGUGAACGGGAGGAGCUGCAGCAGAAGAAGGGCGCCUACCAGCAUGACCUGGAGCGGCUGCGUGCCGCCCAGAGACAGCUGGAGAGGGAGCAGGAGCAGCUGCGCCGGGACACUGAGCGGCUCAGCCCAGGGCAGCCGGGCCGGGACCUGUGCCGUGUCUCACCUCAGCACGCCCGGCUCAUGAGGAUCCCAUCCUUCCUGCCCAAUCCUGAGGAGUCCCCCUUGCCAUCUGCUCCUUCAGUAGCCAAAUCCGGGCCACCGGACUCAGAACUCUCAGUGACCCCAAAAAGGAACAGCAUCUCACGGACACACAAAGACAAGGGGCCUUUUCACAUACUGAGUUCAACCAGCCAGACAAACAAAGGCCUCGAGGGGCCCCCCGUGCCCGCCCCCACCUCCACCUCCACCCGCCUGUUUGGGCUGGCAAAGCCAAAGGAGAAGAAGGAGAAGGAGAAGAAGAAGAAGAGCAAAGGGAGCCGCCCUCAGACCGGCGAUGGUCCUGCCUCAGAAGUCUCGGCAGAGGGCGAAGAGAUCUUCUGCUGACCCCAUACCUGUCCCCCGAGGCCACAGCCUCUGGGCCCCAGCUGCUUCCUGCUGCCCUGCGUGCACGGUCUCCCACGCUGGGCGCCCAGUGCUCUCCGUGUCCAGCCCUCCAGGAAGGAACAGAUUGGCUCGAGUGUCCGGACGGGAACGGGGGCCCAGGCCCAGCCGCAGCCCUGACUUGUGACUGCCGAGACCUCCCGGCGGGGGCUGGCCCUCCUCAGGUGUUACAGCGAAAGGGGUGGCCCCAGAGUACAGGCGACAGUUGGGACGUGUCAAGUAUUCUAACGGCUUGAAGGAGUGUUUCCCAAUGAGAUCUGACACUCUGCCUGCCUUUUCUUUUGAGGGAGCACAACCAGCAUCCAGCUGCAGGUAGUCAGGCCUUCUGUGCCUACACAGUGACGUGUCUGCGUGUCCACAGGCAGGACGGCAUCCGGGCCCCUGGCUGGGCACAGGAGGGUGUGCCAGGAUGGACCAGGCAGCACGGAUGGAUACCCAGAACCUCCCAGCCGUCACCAAUGCCCAGGUUCCCGUUACACCCACCCCGUGAACACGUCACCCCUUCCUCGCGUGUUUCUCAUGUCAUUCUAGGAGGGAUGACAGAUGCACACAAAACCAGUGACAGGCUUGGUGUGUGUAAGAAGCAUUAGGGUCUGUUUCCCCCUUGUGCUCGCAGGUCUUCCCGGACCCCGAUGAAGUAGACUUCUUUUGUCAUUAUCCCUGCAGUGUGACACUUUUUGGUUGUCACCAGCUAUUCAGAAGUGGCCAGGACCUCCUGGCAAUAUUCCAAGCCCUUGAGAUGGCGCCCCUGAGGCAGCUGGCGCUGCCUGGCCCUCCGGGGACAGCACACCCCUAGGUGUUGCACACCUCCAGGGCACCGGCUCCUCCCUCAGCUGUGCGUGCCAGCCUCCUGCCCAGGACCAGGCAGGCACUGUGACCUGAGGCAGGCUCGUCCCCACCGCACACUAGGGUGGCCAGCUGCUGAGGGGGUCCAGGAGGAGGUUUAGCCAAUGCACAGAGGUUUGCACCAAUGCAGACCAGGGAGGCCCAGGCCCAGUACGGGUGGCUGGGAGCAUUCACCCUGUCAGGAGGCUUUGGCAAAAUUUGAUUUCUAAGGAAAAAAAAAAGUUUCACACCUCAAGGUCUGUUGAUUAAUUCUAAUUGCCCCUUAAAGAUGUCUUUGUGCUGCCUAUUUUUUCUUUUCCUUUGUCCUCCACGUGUGGUGAGACUGUUUACCAGCCGCCCGGGGUAGGCAGUUGGUUGGUAGCGUUUCUCCCCCCGCCCCCCGAAGCCCCGUUUCCCCACUGCACUCGGCCCUGCCCUUGAAGAGAGACCCCAGACAGUUCCGUGCUUCACAUGUGGCCUUCGGUUUCUGCUUGUGCCCCUUAGGAAAAUGGGGAUUUGAGCAUACUUUUUUUUU
This is a messenger RNA of Tupaia belangeri chinensis (Chinese tree shrew), 9859 nucleotides long. RefSeq names its product A-kinase anchoring protein 13 (gene AKAP13). The transcript is spliced from 37 exons. Gene Ontology annotation, biological process: adrenergic receptor signaling pathway; positive regulation of canonical NF-kappaB signal transduction; regulation of Rho protein signal transduction. The record is from RefSeq and is a predicted model, not a curated record. Gene Ontology annotation, cellular component: actin cytoskeleton; membrane. Gene Ontology annotation, molecular function: MAP kinase scaffold activity; guanyl-nucleotide exchange factor activity. The coding region runs from base 7 to 8442 and encodes 2811 amino acids. Lineage: Eukaryota; Metazoa; Chordata; Mammalia; Scandentia; Tupaiidae.